This is a messenger RNA of Cordyceps fumosorosea ARSEF 2679, 960 nucleotides long. RefSeq lists its product as hypothetical. The transcript is spliced from 3 exons. The coding region runs from base 1 to 960 and encodes 319 amino acids. The record is from RefSeq and is a predicted model, not a curated record. Gene Ontology annotation, molecular function: arylformamidase activity. NCBI's taxonomy places the organism in Eukaryota, Fungi, Ascomycota, Sordariomycetes, Hypocreales, Cordycipitaceae.
AUGUCCCACUCCCGGCCGUCCUUUGACUCCCUCCCGCUCCGCGCCGACGGCCCCCCCGGCAAUGCCUGGGGCCUCUACGGCGCCUCCGAUCAGCUCGGCACCCUCAACCUCCUCACCCCCGCGCGCAUCGCCGCCGCCGCCGCCGCCGAGAUCCGCGACGGCACCCGCGUCCCGACCGACUGGCCCCUCGACAGCAUGCAGCCGCCCGCCUUUGGCCGGCAGCCCUUCCACCACCAAAUCGUGCACAAGUGGCCGCCGCGGCCCGUCAACGACGACGUCGUCACCUUCAACACGCAGUCGAGCACGCAGUGGGACGGCUUCCGGCACUACGGCAGCGCCGACGGGCGCUUCUACAACGGCACCACGCAGGAGCAGAUCAUGACCACGGACGAGAUGGGCACCCACGCCUGGGUGGAAACCGGAGGCAUCGUCGGCCGUGGCGUGCUCCUCGACUGGGCCGCCUGGGCCGAGCGCCAGGACCGCAAAGUCGACGUGCACAGCAGCCACGCCAUCACCGCCGCCGUCCUCGACGAGGUCGCCGCCAGCCAGGGCAUCGCCGCCUUCCUUCCAGGCGACAUCCUGUUCAUCCGCACCGGCUUCACCGAGUCCUACGACCGGAUGGCCGCCGAGGCGCGCGCCGCGCUGACCAAGGACUACGCGCCCGACUCGAUCGGCCUGGAGAGCUCGCGCGAGACGCUGCGCUGGCUGUGGGACCGCGGCUUCGCGGCCGUGGCGGGCGACCAGCCGGCGCUCGAGGCGCUGCCGUUUCCGAAGCACGAGCACGUGCUGCACGAGUGGCUGUUGCCGGGCUGGGGCAUGCCGAUCGGGGAGCUGUUCAGCCUGAAGCGGCUGAGCGAGGCGUGUGCGGAGAAGAAGCGAUGGACCUUUUUCUUCACCAGCAUGCCCAUUUAUGUUAAGGGUGGUGUCGCCAGCCCGCCCAAUGGGAUUGCAAUCUUUUGA